Arachis duranensis is the source of this 893-nucleotide messenger RNA. Its product is annotated as 1,4-dihydroxy-2-naphthoyl-CoA thioesterase 1. Gene Ontology annotation, cellular component: peroxisome. Gene Ontology annotation, molecular function: 1,4-dihydroxy-2-naphthoyl-CoA thioesterase activity. Gene Ontology annotation, biological process: phylloquinone biosynthetic process. The record is from RefSeq and is a predicted model, not a curated record. NCBI's taxonomy places the organism in Eukaryota, Viridiplantae, Streptophyta, Magnoliopsida, Fabales, Fabaceae.
UCAUCAUCAUCAAAGACUGCUGAAGUGGAUUUGCCCCUUCAUGAAAUUGGGUUUGAGCUUCAAGACUUAACACCACAAAGGGUCUCUGGCCAUCUCAAAAUUACCCCUAAGUGCUGCCAGCCAUUCAAGGUGUUACAUGGAGGAGUGUCAGCAUUGAUAGCAGAGGCAUUGGCAAGCAUAGGAGCUCACAUGGCUUCUGGUUAUCAAAGAGUGGCAGGAAUUCAGCUUAGUAUCAACCAUUUGAAACGUGCUGAUCUUGGUGACUUGAUCUUUGCUGAAGCCACCCCUGUUGUCAUUGGUAAAACCAUUCAGCUUCAUUUCCUUGCAAUAACAUGUGGCCACAAUGGUGGCAUCACCAUCUACUUUUUGUACUUAUAGUAGAUAAGCAGAUUCAAUCAAUCAAAAGAAGAAACGUACAAGUGUACAACUAUACAAAUACAAGGCUAAGGUUAAGUGAGCAAGUGGCCAACAUUAAAGAACUAAAGAUUUUUUAUUUGGUUGAUUUUUGACUUCUCAACUGCUGAAGCAUUCAUAAUUAAGAAGCCUUAAUCAGUAGCUUAAUGUCUCCCCUUUAACUUACUUCAUUCCCAUGUGUCAUUAUUAUUACUAUAAGUAUAGAUGAAAUAUUAUAUAAGGAAAGUGUCUUAAAAAGUUAAAAUGGAUGCCUUUGAUGAGUUUUACCCUAUUAAGUUCUGAAUUAUGGUAAUGCUAGUGGAAUACAUAUGGAGUACUAACUUAGAUAGGCAUGGCCUAUUAUUGGCAUUAAAAUAAUAAAUUGACAUGUAUAAGGUAUUAUUGGCCAUAUAAGAUGUAUCUAACAUAAAAGGUAUUUUUAAUAUCAGAUUUUGUUGUUUGUAUCACUAUUCACUACAUCAAGAAAAACUAUGAGUAUG